Molecule: messenger RNA, 1667 nt
Organism: Guyanagaster necrorhizus
Lineage: Eukaryota; Fungi; Basidiomycota; Agaricomycetes; Agaricales; Physalacriaceae
Exons: 3
Coding region: 130-1569 (479 amino acids)
Source: RefSeq, a predicted model, not a curated record
CAACCCCAACCUUCCCUUGUGAUCUUUAUCGCUCGUCUGCGAUGCUGCUCUCAGUGCCCAACGAAAUCCUCAAUAGGAUUGCCUUUGAAGUAACAACCACCCUAUACUGCCGGAAAGAAACUAACCAGCAUGCAGGCAGAUAGUCGGACUCGUCGGCACCUUCGACGUACAUGCCAGCUGCUCCGUGAUAUCGCCACACCUCUCGUCUUUAAAUCAGUCUACAUCGACCUAUCUUGGAGUCGGCACUCUAGCUCAGCUCCCAUCUUUCUUAAAUCACUUAAUUCUGGUCCGAGAUUGGCGCAAUACAUCAUUCGUCUUUCCCUCUAUCUGGACAAAGAGUCCCGGCCUCUUCCCUCCCGUUUUGCUAGCGAAGCUAGAAAGAAGAUGAGAGACGAGAGACUAGAUUCUUUUGAUGCCCUCUUCCUUGGAGCUAUUCCAUCUAUGGUUUCAUUGAAAUCGUUAUUUUGGAGAAGUAUCGGGAAUUUGGGACCGAACUAUGCUAAUCUGAUGUUUGAACGGUUCGGAAAUCUACCCCUCUUGUCCAGCCUGAAGAUAGACCGUCGCGGCAACUGGGACAUACCCUUGUCUCCAUUUCGUCACAUUCGAGAUAUCAACUUGAACUAUUGGGGCCAAAUAAGCAACGAGCUCAUUACUUUCCUCGGCUACAAUCCAGACAUAGAAAGUAUAGAUGCUUACGUCUGGGGCGGGGGUUUCGACAACGAUGAAAGACGAUCGAUUUCAUUGUUGUUUAGCUCUUUACCUCCGGGAACGUACAGUACUGUGAAGACACUGAAGAUAGGCGGCGGAAUAUACUCCGAGUUAUACGCACACGAAAUCCCCGAACUCAUACCUCAUUUGCGUCACCUCGAGAGCCUGGACACGUAUAUUACCAUACCCGAUGAAUUUUGGGAUGGAUUGCAGGAGCAGGGAAUAUGCUUGGUGUCUCUCACAUAUCACAAUCCCAGUUUGGCGCUACUGUCGUAUCUCUCGUCCUAUACAGGGCUUCAUGAACUGUCACUUAACAUGUCGUCAGACCCGACCAAUGGCAAUCUCCAUAUCUCAUCCCUUCUUCCGACCGUCAUCACCUUGAAUUCUUCGUCGUUGACGACAGUUCGCAUUGGGCCCUGCCAUAGCGGAGCAUGGUGCUUGGACCAUUCUAUGCUAGAUGCUUUGGUUCUUUGCCGCGGUCUGAAAUCAUUAUAUGUCUGCGCUGACAAAUCGAGAACGACAGCAGAAGAAAACAAUGUCAUUGAUAGAAUAUUACACGCUUUCAUUGCAUCCUGGCCGAAUCUCUGCAAUCUUCAAAUAGAAGCGGUGUCUCGUUCCUAUGGAUUUGAAGCAGUAAGAACGACCGCAAGUGAAAUUCAUAGGCGCAUUUUAGCCCUGCGUUUCGCACCGCUACCACCUGAAAGGUUUAGACCGCAACUGUCAUCAGACUUCGCUACAUAUUCUGUGAACAUCUAUGAUCGAAAGAACAACAUUCACGUGUUUAAGGUGCAGCAUUUGGAGUAUCAUGGAAGGAGGGAGUCGUGGAGGAAAUACAAGUUCUGGAAGCGAUCUGAUGGUUAAUUUGUAAUACCUACGGUAGUUUAAUCACAAUGAGUGGUUUACCUUGCACAGACUGAUCGUACAAAGCUACCAUCAUAAUGUACUUUUCUUUGUUCAAG